Molecule: messenger RNA, 1443 nt
Organism: Sabethes cyaneus
Lineage: Eukaryota; Metazoa; Arthropoda; Insecta; Diptera; Culicidae
Product: kinesin light chain-like
Exons: 2
Coding region: 1-1443 (480 amino acids)
Biological process (GO): microtubule-based movement
Cellular component (GO): kinesin complex; membrane-bounded organelle; cytoplasm
Molecular function (GO): kinesin binding
Source: RefSeq, a predicted model, not a curated record
AUGACCAGCCCCAAUCCAGCACAGCGGAAUGUUUGGCAAAACAAGCAGAAAGCUAAAAAAUUUACUAAAUACGAUCAAAAUCGUUCUCUGGGGAAUGUGAAAAUUUAUAGUGACGAGUCGGACAGUGAAGUGCCAGCGGUUGAUAAAACUUCGACUCGUGCCGGCGUUUGGCGCAAUAAGCAAAACCUAGGGCGCCGAUCUCUGCAGAAUGUGAAAAGUUACAGCGACGAAUCGGAUGACGAACUGCCCAUGCUUGAACCGGACCCAAACCAAUUGCCUACUCAGGCGAAUGUUGUGGUAAGAGAGGAAACGUCGGGCAAACGUCAGACAGCCGUGCUAGCGACUUCCAACGAACUUGCCGUUCAGCAUAACAACCAUGAUAAAGAUGAAGCCGUGCUGGAAAUCGAAGAAAAUUCACUUUGCCAAAAUCAGACAUCCUCCGAAGAGCUUGCUACACAAGCGAAUACUGGAUAUAAAACUUCCGAUAAUUUAGGACCAUUACAUAAUUUAGUCCUGGAGUAUGUUGCGCAAGGAUGGUAUGACGUAGCAGCAAUGCUCUGUGAACAGACUUUAGAAGAGCUAGAAAAAACCAAUGGACGUGAUCAUUCGGAUGUAGCGUCCGUGUUGACCGUCAUGGCAUUAAUAUACAGAAGCCAGAAUAAACAUGAAGAGGCAGCAAAUUUAUUAAAUGAUGCAGUAAUGAUACGAGAGAAAACUGUGGGCGAGAACCAUCCAACCAUGGUUGCGGCCGUUAAUAAUCUUGCCGUCCUGUAUGGCGAGCAAGGUAAAUACGAAAUCGCUGAACCACUCUUUGAGAGAGCUCUGAAAAUUCAAGAAAAUACACUGGGAAAAGCUCAUCCGUACAUUGCAAAACUGCAUAAUAACUUAGCAUUGCUUUGUAAAAAACAGACAACAUUUGAAUAUGUAGAAUCGUGCUACCAACAAUCGAUGGAAAUGUUCGAGAUGAAACUUGACCAAGAUGAUCCGAUUGUUACUGAAACUGAACACGACUUGGCAAGCUGCUAUUUGAAACAAGGAAAAUACAAGGAAGCCGAAAUCUUGUACAAACAGUUCUUAACGCAGGUUCACGAAAGAGCAUUUGGCACCAUUAAUGACGAUAACAAACCAAUUUGGCAAGUGGCAGAGGAGAGGGAAGAAAAUAAGCUAAAAAAUGGUGAUUGGGGAAAAGCUACCGAAGAAGAUCCUUUAACCGUUGCCACGGCGCUUAAGAACUUGGGAGCCCUAUAUAGAAUACAAGGAAAGUACGAAGCUGCCGAUACUUUGGAGGACUGCGUCUUGCGGAGCAAGCCAGAAGCACUGGAUUCAGUAGAAGAAUCGACAAUGGAGACGACAACGGAGGGAAUUGCCGAUGAAAAUAGACUUUUCCAAAUGAAAGUCACCGAUAACUCCAAUACAGGAACUCGGCAAAUAAGAACUAUGUAA